Colletotrichum spaethianum is the source of this 705-nucleotide messenger RNA. Its product is annotated as FAD-binding monooxygenase ausC. Lineage: Eukaryota; Fungi; Ascomycota; Sordariomycetes; Glomerellales; Glomerellaceae. Bases 1 to 705 code for a protein of 234 amino acids. The record is from RefSeq and is a predicted model, not a curated record. The transcript has a single exon.
AUGUCUGCAGAAGAAUUGUUCCAGAAGUAUCAGCUAGAGCGUCAAAAGCGACUCCGGCCUGAAGGCGCAGGACAAUAUGCCGACUUUCGGGACCCUACUGUUGGCGACAAGCUAGGAAAAGACCCUUGGGUAAACAAAGAGGAGGUCCAGGCUCGCUACUCCCCUCUGAACGACAAGAGUUCGACAAAGUUUCUGAUCAUCGGCGCCGGCCACGCGGGACUUCUCCACGCUGUCCGCCUGAUCGAGGCCGGCUUCAAAACCGAGGACAUUGUUAUUGUCGAUACUGCUGGCUGCUUCGGCGGCACGUGGUACUGGAACCGCUACCCCGGUCUCAUGUGCGAUGUGGAAGGAUACAUCUACUUGCCGCUGCUAGAGGAGACCGGCUACGUCCCCAAGCACAAGUACUCGUACGGAGCCGAAAUCCGCAGGCAAUCCGAGCGGGUUGCUCAGCACUACGGGCUCCGGACCCAAUUCUGCACCCGCGUCACCCACCAUCAAUGGAACGAAACAACGCGCCGGUGGACUAUCAGCCUGGCCCAAGACCUGGGCCGGCCGAACGACCCUGUCCACUUCACAGUCGAAGCCCAAUUCUUCAUUACUGCUGCUGGUAUCCUCAACAUCCCGCAUUAUCCGAAACUCCCAGGCUUCGAGGAUCUUGUGGCGAAUAAGAAAGUGUUCCACUCCGCCCGUUGGGACUGGCAGUAA